GGUAAGCGGCGGUUCGCCGGAACUUCCCGGGCAACCAGUUUGUGGCGGUUAAAUCGACUCCUAAGGCUGCAUCUUCCCGUCCGAGGCCGUACCUCUUAGCCUCUUAGCGCCACUCAGAAUGGAGAUGCCACCCGGAGAGCAAGCGGCCACCGAGCCCCCGGACUCCGGAGCCGGAGGCGGGGAAGGCAGGCCACCACAGGUCGCUGGCGCCCAAGAGACUCGUGCCGAAGACCGCCUGACCCUGCUGCUCAGGCUGAGAGCACAGACUAAACAACAACUCUUGGAAUAUAAAUCAAUGGUUGAUGCAAGUGAAGAAAAAACUCCAGAACAAGUCAUGCAAGAUAAGCAAAUUGAAGCUAAAAUUGAAGAGCUGGAAAAUGAAAUUGAAGAGGUGAAAACUGCAUUUGAAAUGAAAAAGCUUACAAUAGACAGGAUACAACUUUCGACUGCACUUAGUAAAAACCUGGAGAAAAUUAACCCCCAGACUAGUGUGCUUAUGGAUAACAUGAAACACAUAUUAAAGCUAAACAAAUUAAUAAUGAAAUCACAGCAGGAAUCUUGGGAUUUGGAGGAAAAACUGCUUGAUGUUAGAAAGAAGAGAUUACAAUUAAAACAAGCUUCAGAAAGUAAGCUUUUAGAAAUACAGACCGAAAAGAACAAACAGAAAGAUGAUUUGGCAAUUAUGGAAAAUUCAGACAAGAUAAAGGCCAUUAAACAAAACCUACAGAUGGAGAUACAAAUUACUACAGUCAUUCAACAUAUGUUCCAGAACCUCAUUCUAGGAAGUAAAGCCAACUGGGCAGAGGAUCCUGCACUUAAGGAAACUGUUCUACAGCUUGAGAAGAACCUCACCAUGAUCUAAUAAGAAUUCUGUUUUGUUAUUUUUUGUUCCCAUCUUUUGUAUCAUUUAGAUAGCAUAUUUCAAGUAAUUUUUUUAGUGUUGUUGAAACUAUUUUAAUACUGCAAAUUUUUUGUAACUUAACACUCUGUAACAUGGAAUCUCUUGUUUUAAAUAUAAUUAUAGUGCCUGGCAUACUUCAAAAGAAUCUGAAGAUUUUAGCCUUGCAAGGUUCCCAAAAGAUAUCUAAUCUAGCUUACCACUGAAUGUGUACUUUUGUUUUACAGCAUUCCUGGCAAUCCCAGCUCUCAUUUGGAGUGCUUUUUCAUCCUUCCUUCUUUUCUUUUCUUUCUUUUUUUCUUUCUUUGUAGUUUCAAGUUUUUAUUUAAAUCCUAGUUAGUUAACACAACAGUGUAACUAACAGUUAAUAACAGUGUAAUAUUUUUCAGGAGUAAAAUUUAUCAUUUACAUACAACAUCCAAUGUUCAUCACAAGGGCCCACUUUAAUACUCAUUACCUUAACCCAUCCUCCCUACCACCAUCAUUUGGAAUACUUCUGUGCAUUUGUCAGUCAACUAAAAUUAGAAAAGGAUAUCCACUUCUUGGUUUUUUCCUAACUAUAGAGUUCUAUUUUGUUCAAAUAAAUCUCAUUUUAUAUUUAUCUCCCCACA
Suricata suricatta (meerkat) is the source of this 1509-nucleotide messenger RNA. RefSeq names its product centromere protein H (gene CENPH). Gene Ontology annotation, biological process: kinetochore assembly; chromosome segregation; mitotic spindle organization. The transcript is spliced from 9 exons. NCBI's taxonomy places the organism in Eukaryota, Metazoa, Chordata, Mammalia, Carnivora, Herpestidae. The record is from RefSeq and is a predicted model, not a curated record. Bases 119 to 862 code for a protein of 247 amino acids. Gene Ontology annotation, cellular component: nucleus; kinetochore. Gene Ontology annotation, molecular function: kinetochore binding.